Molecule: messenger RNA, 2376 nt
Organism: Synchiropus splendidus (mandarinfish)
Lineage: Eukaryota; Metazoa; Chordata; Actinopteri; Syngnathiformes; Callionymidae
Product: myelin-associated glycoprotein-like
Exons: 9
Coding region: 146-2125 (659 amino acids)
Source: RefSeq, a predicted model, not a curated record
AACACAUGAAGCUGGGGGUGUAAAAAGCAGAAGCAAAGCUCGCUCUGGCUGACCGCAGCUCCUCAAACAAACAUGAGCCGCUGAGAAUUGACUUCCGUCAGUUGUGCAGUGGAUUCUUCACUUGUUGACCUGAGCUCAGUGGAGUAUGAACUUCCUGAAGAUGAAGGGUUUCUUCAUGGUUAUUCUCAUGUGUGCUCUUGUUCAAGCAGGUUUAAAGGAAACGUGUCCACACGGAGACUACUGUGUCACUUUAGAUGAUGGAGUCAUAACUGCAGAGAGUGGACUCUGUGUGGAGAUUCCAUGCUCCUUCAAGACUCCUCAGAGCUUCACUCCUCAACACAUGCUUUGGUUCAGAUGUGAACAAAGGCAUGAAUGGUGCGACUCUUCAUCAGACCUGAUCUACUCCAGUGACAGCAGCUCAGCCAUCAGGGAAGGAUUUGAAGGACGAGUGUCACUGUUGGAGUCUGAUGUGAGUCAGAGGAACUGCAGCAUCAUCAUCAACGACCUCUCACCGUCAGAUUCUGGAUGGUACCAGCUCAGACUGACCAGCAAAGACAGAAGUCAUACAUAUUGGACGAAACAAGGAAUAUCUGUCAGAGGUCUGAGGCAAAAGCCCAUCCUGGAUGUCCCUCAACUGAAAGAGGGUCAGCUGACAGCACUGACCUGCACUGCUCCUGGACUCUGCUCCGGAUCUGAGCCCACUAUUAGCUGGAAGUGGGAAGGCAAAGGGAAGAGUCCACACCUGGUUGGAGGAAACAUCACACUUCAGAAGAGUGUUUCUCUUGGUGCUGUGAGGAGACAGUACAGCUCCACUCUGAUAUUCAGCGCUUCUUCUGAGCACCACAGCAGCAGCAUCACCUGCACUGUUGUCUUCAAACACGGUGGGAGCACAGAGGCGAAACAGACUCUGGAAGUGCAGUACCUGAAGAGCGUCACCAUCACUGGACAAACUCUUGUGAGGGAGGGUGAGACUUUGUCUCUGCACUGUGCUGCUGACAGUUUCCCUCCGGUUCUGGUCCAAUGGACGAAAGGGAAGACGUCAGAAGCUCUGGCUCGCAGCACUGGAGAAGCUGCCUUGAUGAUCCCAGCCGUGACUAAAGAGCAUUCUGGGCCGUACAGAUGCACUGCAGAACAAGGAAGUAAACAAGUGAUAAGGAAGAUCGAUCUUAAAGUCAAGUAUGUGAGGACACCCAUCAUUUUGGGGAACACAGAUGUAAAGAAGGGCAGAGCUCUAAAUCUGACUUGUGCUUCUGAAAGUUAUCCUGAAUCUGUCAUCACCAUGAAGAAGGAAGAGAGGAGAGAGAAAACCUUCCCCUGCCAGACCUCUAACGCCAACACUGUGUCAGUUUUGAUCCCAAAUGUGACGACAGAAGAUUCAGGACGUUACAUCUGUGAAGCCAGAUAUGAGAUGGAGACACUGACCACAUCCGUGAAUGUGACCGUGACCUGGUUUGCUGGGAUCUUGAAUGGCUCUAGAUGUGAGCGGGACUCAGCAGCUCUCACUUGUGUCUGUGGCAGUCAGGGCCACCCCUUACCCUCCAUCUCCUGGCUGCUGCUGACCGACCACAGUGACUCUCACAUCCAGACCAACGUAUCAGGAGAUGAAAUCUGGAGCAGCUUCAGUGUGAAAGAUGGCCACAGUGUGAAGACUGUUGUGUGUGUUGUCACUCGUGAGGACGGAGAAACAAAGGAGGAACUUCCUGUUCUGAAGCUGGCGUCUCAUCGUGAGAGUCUGUUCAAGUUUCUAACAGUGGAAGUCCUGGUGGCAUUUCUGGUGGGAGUGUUUUUAUCUGGGAUCAUCUUCUUUGUGCUGCAGCUCAUUUGUUGCAGAAACACAAAGAAGUCAGAGGGAGGACCCCAGGAACCGGAGCCAGCAUGGAAGGAUGUGCAUUACUCUACCAUCGACUUCUAUCACUUGAAAGGAAAAGGUCCCCGCAAGGCACCCGAGACGACAGAGACAGAAUACGCUGAAAUCAAGAGACAAGACGUGACAACAGCUGCUGAAGACUCAGAGAAACACAGUGAAGAACAAGAAGACAAGAAUCAGGUUCUGGUGGAGGAAGAGACUGACCAGGAGAUGGCGCUGUAUUCCAACCUUAGCGAGAUCAGUCCUAGUACCAAGUGAAGUCACUUGUAUUCUUGAUUUUUAGCACCAUAUGACAAUAAUGGACGUAUCAUUUCAGCACAAAAAUGGCUUCUUCAGACGGCAGAGCACCUGCGCCUUUUAAAAUGCUUCCUUGGCUCCUUUUCCUUCCAAAUGAAUGACAGCUGCUUAUUUAUCAUUUUAAAUGCCGGCGUUAGAAGAGCAAAUUUGUCCCUCCAUGUUUUCCAUCAGGAAAGUCAGCACCUGAACCUAUCUUCAUCAUCUUCCCUCAU